CUGCCCCUCAAGUGACAAUCUACCAGUACACUGCACGACGCGAGUGAGUACUAGUCUCAAUCCCUCUCUGACUCCUUAAUAGCCUUGUUGUACUUGCAUCUUCACCAUGAAACUCACGUCCACCCUUGUGCUUUCGUUCAUUGCCACUGCGCAAGCAGCAACAUCACUUUCUAAGCCAGUCCUGCCCAGCGGAAUUCCAGCAACAAGCGGCCUGCCUUCGAGCACCCUCUCUCUAGACACCACAUCUUUUACUUCGUUUAUUUCCUCUAUUCUCUCAUCCGGCACUAUCCCUGCUUCCCUUCCUACCACCAUUCCUACUUCCCUUCCUACUUCCUUCGGCAUUCCCACCGUAACGUCUCCUUCGUCUGGUGGAUCUACAUCAACUGCGACAAGUGCACCAGCUGCGACAACUUCCAGCGGUGCAGGACGAACAGAGGCGGGGAUGGGGCUGGGAUUGGCUGCCGGAGCUGCUGCGGGCUUGCUUGUGUUGUUCUAAUUAAUGAAUACAUUUUUGGUGGUGAAGCAUGUACGUAUUCAUGCGGGAAUAUCACGUUCAGGGGUAAAAGUUGGAAGGUCUCACGUGUGCUGCGGACCUAUAUUUCUUUAUCCAACGAUAUUGCAAUAGACUUUUAUAAUUAACGGACGCGCCCUCGGCAGCCGUGCAAGAUAGUUCUCCUGUAUCGAAAUGAGCUUGUCAGACUCAUCCUUGCAAUUCUCUGUCAUCUAUAAAUCUAGCACUGGCCACAGCGCUGUCUUCCAUGGACUUUAUUUCAACUCUCAAUCUCAACUACCCGAUACACCACAAGACACGAGCUUUCUGUGUCUUCGCUGGU
Messenger RNA from Suillus discolor, 833 nucleotides. RefSeq lists its product as uncharacterized. The transcript has 8 exons. The record is from RefSeq and is a predicted model, not a curated record. Lineage: Eukaryota; Fungi; Basidiomycota; Agaricomycetes; Boletales; Suillaceae. Bases 107 to 496 code for a protein of 129 amino acids.